AACACAAAAGCACAACAGAGACAGAGAGACAGCAAACAUGUGUUGCCGUCUAUUGUCCGCCAAAUAAUCGACGAAAACGUGAUUUCGAUCACAAUAUCAUUGCAUUUAUCGUUCAAUUGAAGCCAUAAUUAGCGGCCGAAGAGUUAGCCCUCAGGAGUGAUGGACGACGAGGCGGACACCUAUAAGCUGUGGCGCAUCCGCAAGACCAUUAUGCAGUUGUGUCACGACAGGGGAUAUCUCGUGACUCAGGAGGAAUUGGACCAAACGUUGGAUCAAUUCAAGGAGACGUAUGGAGACAAACCCAGCGAAAGACAUCCGGCGAGAAGUGAUCUCAUAGUACUGGUGGCACACAAUGACGACCCCACAGAUCAGAUGUUUGUCUUCUUUCCGGAUGAGCCGAAGAUUGGCAUAAAGACAGUGAAGAACUAUUGCCAACGAAUGCAAGAGGAAAACAUUAGUAGAGCUUGUAUUGUAGUUCAGGUGGGAAUGACUCCAUCGGCCAAACAGGCGCUCACAGAUAUGGCCCCGAAGUAUAUUCUCGAACAGUUUCUCGAAUCGGAACUACUCAUCAAUAUUACCGAACACGAGUUAGUUCCCGAACACGUGGUGCUGACGCCCGAAGAGAAGGCGGAACUGUUGGCCAGAUAUAAGCUGAAAGAGAAUCAAUUGAUGCGAAUCCAAGCGAGUGAUCCGGUGGCCCGUUAUUUUGGCCUCAAGAGAGGACAAGUGGUCAAAAUUAUCAGACCCUCCGAAACAGCCGGAAGAUAUAUAUCAUACCGAUUAGUGGUCUGAGUGUUGGCUAUGAUAUGACUGUGCUUUAGGUUUGUAUUAAACAUAAGAUAAUGUAAUAAUAAUAAUAAUAAUACUGUAAUAAUGAAAACUGAAAUUAAUAUUAUAUACGGAUUGUAUGUUCUGUUGGUUUGGUUCUCAUUAACUGUAGGGCUAACUCGUCUCGCAGGCAAACAUCUGCCCCAAAGCACAGCCAUAUCAGUGCUCUCUCGCAGGAAGUUUAGGGUCAUCUCAUCGUUAUAUCUCAUCGUUUUCUAUAUUUACCAUUAUUUUCAAAACCAUUCCUUAACUCUCUUUAGACUGAGGCCUAAGCCCUUAGGCUUUUUCAUUAUGAGCUCUCAUUUAACUUAAAUAUAUAUUUUAUGAAAGAAUAAAAAUGAAAAAAAUAUUAA
Messenger RNA from Medioppia subpectinata, 1181 nucleotides. Lineage: Eukaryota; Metazoa; Arthropoda; Arachnida; Sarcoptiformes; Oppiidae. The record is from the annotation of a GenBank genome assembly.